AUGUCAUUCCCUACUCCUAAGCGCCAUAUGCAACAACAAAAUUUGAAUCAAGAUAUAAUCACAGAAAUCCUUAAAAGGCUGCCUGUGAAAUCUCUACUGCAAUUUAGGUGUGUUUCAAAAGUUUGGCGUGCUUUAAUAUCAUCUCCAGAAUUUGUCAAAUUGCACUUAAAUUUUCAUUCGAAAAAGGAUAUUAAGGUCAUGACAUAUAGCAGUGUAAAUCGGAUUAGCCAUACGUCCUUGUUUUCUAUUACAGAAAACAAGCCAUCAUCAUUUCGAAAGUUUAUUACAUAUGACCGCUCGGUCUUAAUCCCUCAAGAUGGUUUUGAAUUUUUGGGUUCUUGCAAUGGGCUCUUUUGCUUUCGUGCUAAACCGUAUCAAAUAAUGAUUUGGAAUUCUUCAUUAAAUGGAAACGUCAAGACAAUCCCAGACGUAUGGCGGUUCAGCUACAUAAGCAUAUUUGGAUUUGGAUACGACAUGCAUAAUGACGACUACAAGGUUGUUUAUGCUUAUUAUGGUGACAAUAAUGGUGAUGAAUAUGUGGUUUUGUUGUAUAGUUUUAAGCAUGGGUCAUGGAAAAGAUGUGAUAGAGGGUUUAGUAGUGGGUUUGUUUAUCCCAGAAUUGCUGUGUUUUUGAGUGGUAGUCUCAACUGUUGCAAUAACAACUUAGAUGACAGUGACUGCAAUUGGAAUAUAAUUUCUUUUAAUUUAACCACAAGCUAUAGUGUUACCCAGCCAUGA
Molecule: messenger RNA, 738 nt
Organism: Ipomoea nil (Japanese morning glory)
Lineage: Eukaryota; Viridiplantae; Streptophyta; Magnoliopsida; Solanales; Convolvulaceae
Product: F-box/kelch-repeat protein At3g23880-like
Exons: 1
Coding region: 1-738 (245 amino acids)
Molecular function (GO): protein binding
Source: RefSeq, a predicted model, not a curated record